AUGUCCGAGCGACAAUACCAAAUCAACCCGCUGGUCCAAGAGUCGAUGAUUCACAAUGGCAGGAUUCUGUCGAAUUUCCAAAGCAUAACAGCACCUCUGUUCGGCGUAACCGCCGGCGUCCUCGGCCUCGAAUCGUACACCGGAUUUCUUCUCUACUUUGUGCUAUCCAUCAUUGCGACCGUUAUGUUCUACACGAUCCAAAUAGCGCCUUCCUCACUUGCCGCUGGAAAGGCCGCUUUUGAUACUAGCCGAUAUUAUUACGGCUCCGUGAGCUUCUGGACUGGCGGCAUCUUCAAUGGCUUGUCAGGCUUCAUAUUGACAUGGACUCUUUUUUAUGGCUUGGUACAAGCCUAA
This is a messenger RNA of Cordyceps militaris CM01, 354 nucleotides long. Its product is annotated as DUF786 family protein. The transcript has 2 exons. Gene Ontology annotation, cellular component: endoplasmic reticulum; membrane; EMC complex. Gene Ontology annotation, biological process: autophagosome assembly; protein folding in endoplasmic reticulum. Bases 1 to 354 code for a protein of 117 amino acids. The record is from RefSeq and is a predicted model, not a curated record. Lineage: Eukaryota; Fungi; Ascomycota; Sordariomycetes; Hypocreales; Cordycipitaceae.